Effrenium voratum is the source of this 1302-nucleotide messenger RNA. The record is from the annotation of a GenBank genome assembly. NCBI's taxonomy places the organism in Eukaryota, Dinophyceae, Suessiales, Symbiodiniaceae.
AUGUCGCCGUCACCAACCCAGGACGAGCACAGGAGGGACUGCGCCAGGGUGUCCAAUCCAGGGAUUUGCCCUUCUACGGGCCAGCGCUUGCAGCCAGCUUGCAGGAGCUUUCUCCAAACUUUCUACCCAUCUUUUGAUACCUGGCAUUGGAGACGUACGGCUUCUUACUGGAUUGCAAUUUCCUUCGCGGAGGGAUCGCUUCUCUUUACACUUGGAAGCUGGUUCGGUUAUGCCGGUGACUGUGGCUGGCACGUGAGCGUGGACCAUCGCGUUAAUGCAUCAAUCAUAAAGGCCUUGAGCAUCUGGCCAUCGCUCUUUGGCUCUGUCUUCUUCAGCUUUGGUGCGUAUCUCAUGUGCCUGGAGUCGAUGAAUGUGAUGCGCGCUGCGCCAGAGUGGGACUUUGGCUUGUUCAACUUUCGCUCCAUCAUGGCGUAUUUGGACAGUUGCAAUGCUGUGAACAAAGAAAUCACACGAACUCCAUACUUCGCAUCAUUCUCUUACUUCGUUGGCACCUCGAUCUACCCAAUCGCUUUGGUGACAAAUUUGUGGGAGCAUAUCAGUUCCGAUGUCAAUCUGAUAUUCUGCACUAUACCCUACACACUAGGAGGUAUUUGCUUCUUGGCUGGGGGUGUGCUGGAGUGUGUCGAAAACGAGGUGUUUACCAGAGCAGGCAUCAAAGCUGGAAUAACUAUUCCGAAGUGUGCGGCGGCGAUGAACUUUCUGGGCGGUGUCCUCUUUGCCCUUGGCGGCGCAAUCUUGUUUUGGCCCGACAGCAGUCGCGAAAGCAAUCUGCUUUUCACCAUCGGCUCGGUUUUCUACACGAUUGGGGCCAGCCUCAGCGUGAUAUUGUGGAAGGAUGAGCAGUUUGGCCUGGCAUACCUCGCGGCCUUGAAUCACAUCAGUGGUCAGGCAAGAGGGGUGUCAUUUAUGGCUGCCAACAGCCCCAGAGAAUCGCGGGCUUUUUCAGUGCGUGGAAUUGUAUUUAUCCAUCUUUACUGCAUGGUCUCCGUGGUGGCUGUGAUGAAUUUCUGUCUUGCCCUUAACCACUUCAUCGCAAUGCCAAACCUCUUCACAUUGACGCGAGCUGGCAAUGAAUUCCUGCCAUUUCUUCUGCUGCAUUUGGUUUUGCUCCUUCACUCCGCCGUUGUGAAGACCCCGCGGACACAGCCGUUUCAUGCGUCUUGGCACGGACGCUGCGUUGCUUUUGUAUUGAGUUGUGUGAGGGGAAGUGGUUCGCUGUCGAUGUGCAUAGCACGGGUUUGGGGUUUUGGCCGGUUUCAGUUUACUUCGACAUCCCGUUGA